AUGGAUCGCUCAGCAUUCUUUGCUCAUGACUCGGUCGCGUAUAUUUGGCAACAGCUUGGUCUACCAGAGAAUGCUUUAAAGUCACUCGAACUGCCGGUUGAUGCCAAAUGUCUUCCGUCUUCUUUCAAAGUAGAUAUCCUUGCACAGUCAGCCAUCGCCGUAUCUGCACUCGCAGCAGCUCUCUACUCGUCCGUCCGACAUACAACCGAAUUACCACACAUAACCGUCCCAGCUGAGCAUGCAUGCGUAGAGUUCAAGUCCGAAAGACUCUAUACACUCGAUGGAAAAAUUGCAUCUCCGCCGUGGGGCACGAUUGGUGGAUUACACAAAGCUUCCGACGGAUAUGUAAGAAUACAUGACUCGUUUCCGAACACACGGUGGAACGCAUUGCAGAUCCUAGGGCUAGGCCUUGGUUCUUCCAAAGAUGAUGUUGGAGAAGAGGUCAUAAAAUGGAGGGCUGUCCAGUUAGAAGAUGAAGCUUUUCGGCGUGGAGCUGUCAUAGCUGCACUGCGAUCCUUUGAAGAAUGGGAUGUACUACCACAAGCCAAAGCGAUUGCGGACUUUCCGAUCCUUAUGACGAAGGCUUCUUGUGUCACGCCUUAUAUACCACCAAUCCCAUCCACAGUUGAAGACAAUAAGUGUCUACGAGGCAUACGCGUGGUUGAGAUGAGUCGAGUCAUAGCUGCGCCUGUUGCAGGCAAGACACUAGCCGCACACGGGGCGGACGUAAUCUGGAUUACAUCGCCAUCUUUACCUGCUCUUCCAGAUCUGGAUAUUGAUCUAUCACGCGGAAAACGUACAGUACAGCUCGAUAUCGAGAAGAGUGACGACAAAUCAAGGCUCUUAGAUCUGCUUUCCACAGCCGAUGUUUUCAUUCAGAGCUAUCGUCCCGGGAGUCUUGCCUCAAAAGGAUUCUCUGCAGAGGAACUUCACAAAAAAAAUCCCAGAUUGAUUGUAGCAAGUCUAGAUGCUUAUGGCCCCAAUGGCCCUUGGAGUCAGAAUCGCGGUUUUGAUUCGCUGGUUCAAACUUGCUCCGGUAUCAAUGUUGCGGAAGCACAAAGGUAUGGUGGUGGUGAGUCCGCACAUGUGUUACCUUGUCAAGCUUUGGACCACGGUGCGGGUUACCUCCUAGCGACUGGUGUCAUGGCGGCACUGUACAAGCGUGCCACCGAAGGAGAUGUAUAUGAGGUGAAGGUAUCAUUGGCUGGUGUCAUGAAGUAUUUACGAUCUUUAGGGCGCUAUGAAGGUAAGAGCGGGUUUGAUCGCAAAGACUUCAAGAACCCGCAAGACGUCGAGGAAUACCUGGAGUCUAGAGAGACAGGCUUUGGUAUGUUGAGAGCCGUCAUACACUCAGCGAAGAUUGAGAAUGUCGAAGUUGGUUGGGAAACCAUGCCUAAACCCCUAGGCAGUGACGCUCCUGUCUGGCUCGACCAUGCUUAUAGAUACUGA
Molecule: messenger RNA, 1449 nt
Organism: Bipolaris oryzae ATCC 44560
Lineage: Eukaryota; Fungi; Ascomycota; Dothideomycetes; Pleosporales; Pleosporaceae
Exons: 1
Coding region: 1-1449 (482 amino acids)
Molecular function (GO): catalytic activity
Source: RefSeq, a predicted model, not a curated record